GGAAGGAAAUUCUGUCACUUAGAACAAUGGGCCUGUUUCUCUAUCUAUAGACCCAGAGAGCCUGAGAGCCAGGGAGAGCGAGAGCAGCACAACUUGUCCCGUUAGAAAAGAAAAGAAAAAGGGAAUUUACUCAAGAGAAAUGGAGAAUUAGAAACGGGCAUGUGUGUGUAGAUGGGUGAGACGGGUUUAGGCCUUUGAAAAAUGGAAUUUCAUCGAGAGGAGAAGGAAACACAUCAGGGUACUGGAUUACUGUGAGCUGCGUAUUAGCAUUCGGGUAACGAAGAAUAAUCAUAACACGCCAUAGAGGGAUCGGAAGUAUCUGUGGAUGGAGGGGCCUGGCAGUCCUCGCUUCAGAAAGCUCCAUUUCCCAGUGGGUCUGUGGAUCAACUCGCCCAGGAAACACUUCGCCAAGCUAGGUGGUCGCUGGCCCAGCGCUAUCUCUGUCAAGUCGACCACCAGCUCUGACGCAGCCUCCCUCCACGAGGCCACCUCUGCCCCUUCCUCUUCCCUUUCUAACUCCACCCCCUCGCUGGCUUCCCCUACCCCAUCCCCGUCUCCCUCCCCGGCCUUCCUCAGGCCGCGGCCUGCUGGGACCCAGUCUCGCACAAAACGCCUUUCCCAUCUCUUUCUGCGGGGGCGCUCCAACAGCGACCGGGACCGAGCAGUGGGGGAGAGGGAGAGAGAGGUUUGGGCACAUUCGGCUGCCCCGUCCUCUCACCACUACUUGCCCCCUGCUUCCUCCUCUGCCCCUGGUCUGAUCAAGAUUUAUGGGGAUGCCCUGUCCAGUGGAGCCAACUAUCGCUCCCUGCUGGCCAACAUCCACUCUACAGCCAGGCAACUCAUAGCCCAAGUCAUCACACGCUACACUGAGAGAGAGAGGGAGGAAACAGAUGAUGCAGUUCUCCAGAAACACAUCCCCGAGGACUUCCUAUUGUGUGAUGUCAUUGGAAAGCCCAUCAAGCAGCCAGAUGGAGCUAUCAAAUGGGAGACAGAGUGCCGGAGAAAUGUUGCCCCCUGGGAAUGUCCCUUGUUGUUAGUGGACAUGUGGCGGCCUAAGGACGGAUUUGAGCGGCGCUUUGAAAUCCAGAGGAGGGAAGACUAUGAGAGGGAAGAGAAGGAGAGAGAGAAGGAACGGGAGAGGGAGGGAGAGAACUACCAAGGUGUGCGCUGGCGGCGGAGCAGGAUGUCAUCAGGGGGCGGGCCGGAGGAGAGCGAGCGUGGUCACCGCGCGAGGAACACGGAGCUCAGGAGAAGCAUCAGCGACAUGAACCUGAGUCUGAGGCGACGCCAGGGGAACCAUGUCAGCAAUGAGCCACGCGGCUCUGGCAACCAGCCGAAUAACAAUGGUGCAGUGCAGGACAGGAAGAACAUUGUGAGCAUGAUCAACCCACAGCCGGGAGAGAAUAGGGGGUCAAAAGUUCAAGCAAUGGUUGGAUGGUUGAACCAGACAGUGGAGGACGAGAAGGAUUACUCCAGUUCCGACCUGGAAGUGAUGUCACAGAGUUUGAUCCUUCCACCCACAGACCGGCCCUACUUCCUGUUGCUGCAGGGUUACGAUCAGUGCAAGGAUUUUGUUUUGUACAUCAUGGCGGGACAUACGCAUGUGUUUGGAAGAAAGCCCACAAUGAGAGAGAGAGAGAAGGAUAGAGAGAGGGAGAGGAAAGGGAAGAGGCCUCUGAAGGUGGACACAUUCCUCUCUGCUCCUGACCUUUUGGCUAGACAUUUACUAGUGAGGAGAGACUCAGCUGUUCCUGAGACGCCCACCGGACAAGCUUUGAUGCGGCCCUUCAGGGGAGGUGCAGUUACACACAACGGAGUGGCCCUUUAUAGGGAGGCCGUUCUAAAGCCUGGGGAUGUGAUUGGUCUUGGGAACCACUUCCUCUUCCUGUACCGUGACCCCCGUGUCACCCCAGCUCCGCCGCUGGCACUGACCCUGCCGUGGCAGGCGGACGCCUCCACCACCUGCUGCCCCUCAGGCCUGGUGGACAGACAGGAAGCGCUGAGGCAGUACCUGGGAUCAACUGAGGCAGUGUUGAAAUUCCAUCCCCGUCAUACAGACACCUUGUUACAGGAUAUAAUCUCCAAAAACUCGUCUCCAGACUCUGGUGGUGGGCCACUGGCUCCUGCUUUCCUCCUGUCAAUCAUGAUAGAUCACGCCUCUAAACACCUGGACCCGGCUCUCACGCCACAGAUAUUACUCAAGUCAGCCAAUCUAAUUAAAGAAAUUGUCUGGGAUAACAUUAAGGAAUUCGGGGAUAAGCAUCCCACGCAAAAUUCCACAGAGCAAGAGGCUGAGAUCAGCACACCCAAUGUUCAGAAGCUCUCGUCUGACCUUCGACCCCUGAUGUUCUGGAUGUCCAACGCCACGGAGCUCCUUAACUUCUUCCAGGUCAGAGUUGAAACCAUGGAGAAAGAGUUUGAGUUUGAAGCCCCUGGGGACCCAGUUUUGACAGCUGACAUGGACACCUGCUCAGAAGCACUGGCACAGCUGGAUGAUGUCAUUAUGCACACUUUCCAGCAGUGUGUGUAUCACCUCACCAAGACCCUGUACUCAUUGCUCCCAGCUCUCCUGGACAGUAACCCAUUCUCUCGUGAGAACAAGGAGAAAGAGAAGGAUGGAGCAGUGGGAGCAGAGGGAGAAGAACAAACCAAGGAGGAAGGAGAGGUGGAUGACAUGUCUGCCUUACCACUCAAGGUUGCCGGGCUGGUGGAGGUGUAUCGCUGUUCCCUCAUGCUGUCGAGGGAGGCGUGUCUGUCCCCUCCCCUGACCUCCCAAACCUUUGGCUACCUCUUCUUCUUCACCAACACCUCCCUGCUCAACACGCUGCUGGAGAGAGACGGACUGUUCUCCUGGUCCAGAGCGGUCCAGAUCAGGACAAACUUGGACAUAGUUCUGGAUUGGCUACAGGGGGCGGGAUUAGGAGACAUUGCCUCAGAGUUUAUGAAGAAACUGUCAAUCACCGUCAACUUCCUGUGUAUUCCGAAGACUCGACUGAUCCAGUCGUCCUGGAACAGUCUAAUGGAGGACCAUGUCUUGUUAAGCCCGUCCCAGCUGCACCACCUGCUCACUCACUACAGGCUGGGGCCUACCAGAGCUCCUCCAGCGUCCUGGGCCCCUCCGCCAGGCACAGAGCUGAGUGGAGACAUCUUCGAGAGCUUCCUGGAUCAUCCUCCUCUCAUCUUGCCAAAUGAGACUCCACGCCUCGACCUGUCCCAGCCAAUCCCAAGCCCUGAGCUCCAAAAGGAAGUGACCCGUCUCCGCACCUUCUUGUGGGGACUCGACCAGGAUGAGCUCCCAGCCAAUCAGAGGACUCGGCUUUGAGGAAGCCCUUAUUUGUCUCAUAGAAGUAGAAAGGGAAAUCACCAGAAAAGGCAAACUGCAGACCACAUUAAAUCCAAAUCUGGAUAUGUUCUCCUCAUUUUGGUGCCCUGGCAAUUUUUUUUCAUGACAUUGCCAUAUCAGUUCAUUUAUUCACUUAAAUAUUUUCAAGUAUGACACAUGUAUUGGCUUUGGUAUGUCUUUAUAGAACUUAUUUUAAAGCAGGGAUCACACCCUGUAUCUGUUGGGCUACGUAGUGUUAUGCUUUACGUGACUGUUUGUCUUGGCUUCCAUGUAUGUUUUCAAAGUCCAUGUUUUUAAAUAAAAAGCUGAAUUCUAGUCUAAAAGA
Molecule: messenger RNA, 3668 nt
Organism: Pleuronectes platessa (European plaice)
Lineage: Eukaryota; Metazoa; Chordata; Actinopteri; Pleuronectiformes; Pleuronectidae
Gene: rasip1
Product: Ras interacting protein 1
Exons: 16
Coding region: 326-3322 (998 amino acids)
Biological process (GO): regulation of GTPase activity; negative regulation of Rho protein signal transduction; signal transduction
Cellular component (GO): cell-cell junction
Molecular function (GO): GTPase binding
Source: RefSeq, a predicted model, not a curated record